Molecule: messenger RNA, 4773 nt
Organism: Amphibalanus amphitrite
Lineage: Eukaryota; Metazoa; Arthropoda; Thecostraca; Balanomorpha; Balanidae
Product: sodium-dependent transporter bedraggled-like
Exons: 13
Coding region: 362-4297 (1311 amino acids)
Biological process (GO): sodium ion transmembrane transport
Cellular component (GO): membrane
Source: RefSeq, a predicted model, not a curated record
CGCAGCAGUGAGCGGACGACCGACGUCCCCGCAGCAGUGGGCGAGGUGAGCUCCGGCCGCAGGCAGCCGAGCCGCGCCAAUGUAUCCAGACGACGCCCAGGAGAGGCGAGAGCGAGAGAUUUUACGCUGAGAGAUACAGUGAGGAGUGAGGAUAAAGAAGUGGCGAGGAGUUCGGCUGUGAUAGAGUGAGUGUGGAGUGUGAGUGAGCCAGCAGAGUUCUCCGACAGUUGGAGUCACGUCACAGCCUCCUGAGACCGCAGCCGUACCAGGUGCCGCGCGCGCCAGUCCCAGCCGCGCCGCCCGCGCCGCCGCUGCGCCAGCUCUGCCGCCGCCAACGCGCCGCAGAGGGGCCCGACGCGCCAUGGCAGCCGCCGAUGACGUCACGACGCGUGCUCCGACGCCUGAGGACGGGCCCGGGGCGGCCACUGAAGGAGACGGUGAGAGUGACGACGACGAGACGGCACCACCCAGCGAGCGCGGCGCCGACUCCGAGUCCAACGUGGAGUCGAGUCCGGGAUCGAGUCCGGAGUCCAGUCCGGAGCUCCGUCAGAAGCACGGCCAGGAGCGGAGUCUGCAGUCCAGUCCGGAGGUGUGUCAGAGGCCGAGCUCGGAGCUCAGCCCGGCGCCGAGUCCCGGGGCGAGCCCCGCGGGCAGCCCCACGCUCGGCUGGCGGUGCGAGCCGGCGGCCGAGAGCCGCUACACCUCGGACGGGGAGGAGAAAGGCAGCGGCCGUGACCCGGAUGGAGGCCAGCGCGGCCGGCCCGCCGAGUGUCGGAACACCGUCUUGGGCGACCGCUCCGAGCACGCCGACUGCUCCCAGUCACCGCACGAGUCAGUGGAGUCGGCUGAGUCGGCCGAGUCGGAGUCAACAGUGCCAUUGCAGAGUGUUGAGUCUCCCGUCACGUCGCACCGCGCGGAGGAGGCGGGGACGGUGGCGCGUGCCGAAUCGCCGGCGCACCCGCUGAGUGAGGCGCCGGCGGAGAGCCCCUCGGAGGACCCCGCGGACCCCGCGGACCCCUCGGAGGACCCCUCGGAGCGCCGGGAGCCGGCGGAGGGGCCCGGCUCGUGCGCCGACUCGCGGCUGGAGCUGGUGCCGCCCGACUCCGACGUCAGCACGGACGAUGAGGGCGGCGGCGCUGUGUCCCGGUUCCUGCGCGCGUCCAUGAGGAAGAUGUUCCACUUCCGUCUGUCGUCGCGCGGUCUGCGCCGGCGCAGCAGCGCCUCGCAGCCGUCGCAAUCAUCACCGACGCCGUCGACGCGCACUGCAAUGGAGACCCGUGCGGCGCGCGCGGCGCGGCGCACCUCCGACGAACAGGUGUGCUGCAGCCCGGCCGGAGACGACACGGACUCGCCGCCGCCGGGACAGGCCGGCGCCACCGGCGGCGGCCAGACCAUCCGCAUGAGCACGCUGCUGGACCGGCUGAACGGCGCGGCUGCCGGCGCCAGCAGCGCGGCCAGCAGCGCGGCCGGCACCAGCGGCGUGGCGGCCGGUCCCGACCUCAUCCAGGUCAGCACGCGUGAGCCGCACCUGCACGACGCGCCGCUGCCGGCCCUGGAGGAAUCGGAAAGUGUGUCGUUCGACACACCGCCUCCCCCUCCGCUACCGGCGCCGUCUCCGAUCGCCGACCGGCCGGCGGCGAGCUCCAGCCGCGCCAACCGGCUGCUGUCGCGCGGCUCCUCCUUCCUGGGCGUGUAUCAGACCGUGCCGGAGCUCAGCGACCAGGAGGAGACGCGCCGCGCCGCCAGGGGCUUCUGGCAGCACAACUACUCCUCGCCGCUGGCCUGUCUCUCGUGUACCAUCGGCCUGGGCGCCAUAUGCCGGUUCGCCCUGUUCGGAGGCACCUAUGGAGUGGCGUUCGUGAUCCAGUUUUUCAUUCUGUCGCUGCUCGUUGGGAUGCCUCUGAUGACGCUGCACAUGACCAUGGGACAGUACAUCGGCUCCGGAAUCGUCGACAUGUGGCGGAUAUCGCCCAUAUUCAAGGGUAUCGGUCUGGCGGCGGUACUAGCCGAGUUGAUACUGGGCGUCUAUACGGUGGUGCCCAUCUCGUGGAUGCUCGUCUACCUGCGCGACAGCUUCGUCUCCAGCUACGACCGGUACAAGUGGGCCGCGUGUCCGGGCAACUGCUCGGUCGGGUACGCCGAGCUCGUCACCUAUACCGUGCCACAGUACUUCAACCAACGCGUUCUGCAGCGUAACAUGUCAGGAACGGGCCUUCCGGAGGUGGGCUACCUGGGCUUCGAGAUCUCGUUCAACCUGGCCGUCACCUGGAUUCUGGUGUACCUCUCUCUAGGAAGAGGUCUGCGGUCGUACGGUAAGGUGGUGUACGCCAUCGUACUGCUGGCCAUGGUGUCCUUCUUCACCGUCUGCAUCCAGCUGCUCUCCUGGACGGAGGGACUCAACGAGUUCUUCACCGACAAGGUCCUCUUCGAUAACGUCUUCUGGAGCACCGUGCCAUGGGUGGUGGCUGCCCGGGAGACGUUCAUGAUCUGGGGCCUGCACGGCGCCGCGCUGAUGGCUGUGACAUCACAUAACAAAUUCAACCACAAUCUUCGGCGGGACACCACGCUGGUGGCUUUUGUCACAUUAGUGGUGCUCUUCCUAUCGGCACUGUUUGGAUACGCCUGUCUGCACGCGCUGCGGGUGGGAGACAUCGGCUACAUCAUCGGCUCCAGCUCCUUCGAGACGGAGCAGCGGAGCCGGUUCCUGAUCGCGCCCGGUAUCGGCUCCUCGCACUCCGGCGGCACACCGCCCGAGGUGAAGCACUACACCAACCUGGUCUCGGGCGUCAUCAUCAAGCUGUCGGCAGCCAGCGAGGAGGGCACGGUGUGGAGCUCGGGUUACCAGGUGCACCGGCUGGCCACCGAGCUGUUCCCCUCGCUUCUGGCGGUGGUGGGUGGCAGCGGCAUCAGCUCGUUCUGGGCGCUGGUCUUCUACCUGGCUCUGCUGCUGUUUGGAGUGGGACAACAGCUGGCCAUCUGGCGAGCCGUGGUCGAGGCCGUCAUCUCCGUCUGUCCAGCCAAAAUGCGCUCCUGGGAGCUGACCACCACGUUCAUCGUCUGCGUCACCGGCUUCGGCCUCAGCCUGCCGCUGAUGACCGAGAUCGGCAUCCACAUCAUCUACUUCCUCGACUACUGCGUCGGCUGUCUGUGGUGGCUGGUCGUCAUCUACGUGCUGGAGUUGUUUGCCGUGUUCUACAUCCGCGGCACGCCGUUCGCGUCCACUCAAGUGGUCACCAUUCUGAUAGCCAAUAACGGCUGCAUGACCAACUGGGCGGGGCCCUUCCUCAGCUUCGUCUGGCACGUCCUGAUGCCUAUGGCACUACUGGUCCUCUCGGUGGUGUCUUUCCGGACGGGCGGCUUCGACGCCAUCUUCACGUGGGAGGAGAGCUCCGGCUACGGCUACUGGGGCCUGUGGGUGCGCCAGCUGGGCUCCAUGCUCAUGAUGUUCCCCAUCCUGCUGGUACCCAUCGUCGGACUCGUACAGGCCAUCCGUUUCGUCCGCUCCGGAGAGGGCGACCUCUACGACCGCGUGCAGAGUCUGUACCGCCCCGAGUACAACGAGGCGAUGCUGGGCAGAGUGACGGCCGAGGAGGAGGAGGAGCACACAGUGCAGCGCACGCGCACCCGCUACACGGACCCGCCGCCCAAGUACACGCCGCCGCCCAGCUACAGCACCGCCACUGGCGCCCGGCUCGCCAAGAUGCUCCGACAGAGCAUGCGGCGCUCGAUGCGCGCGGUCCGCCAGCUGGCGGCGCCGGCUGAGCGGGCAGAGGAGGGAGCCGCCGCCCGCGCCAGCUCGGCCGCCGAGCGCGGCGUGCCCUCGGACCCGCCGCCCAGCUACGCCUCGCUGCUGAUGGAGCAGAUGCCGGCACCGCUGCGCCGCUCGCUGCGCCGCUUCGGCAGCUCCAUGCGCCGGCCGGCGGCCGAGCGGGCGCCUCCGCCGGCGCCGGCCGCGCCGCCAGCCGUGCUGACCGAGGAGGGAUACCCGCGGCGGCCGCCCGCCCCGCCGCUCGGUCACCAGCGCUCAUUCAGUCUGGGCCUGCUGCGCCAGCUGCCGGCCGACAGCGUGCCGCCCGUGUCACGGAGUCUGCCCCGUGACCUGACCCCGGAGCAGGUGCGCGAGGUGCUGCGGACAGGCCGACUCAGCCUGCCCGAGAGCGCCGCGCCGCGCCAGCUCACCCCGGACGAGGUGCGGCAGGUGCUGCGCGGCGGUACCACACGCGGCCUGCCGCGGCCCGCCAGCAGGGCCGAGAGUCUCAUCGACGCCACCCUGGAGGAGGAGACUACCGACGCGUGACCCCGCGCCGGCGCCGGCCCGCCGUCUGCCACGGCCGCGGGUCACUGACACGGACACGGACACGGGCCACUGUGACAUGAGGCCCUAUCCAGCGAGUUCGGGUUGUGGUGAGCGGUUGACUUUUCGGCAGCUGCGAUGCGGUGAGAAGCCGCACAUAAUACGGUGAGCGGGUGAGCGCGGCGCGCGCGACUUGAGUGCCACCUAGCGUGAUAACUGUGUACUGGAGCUGCGAGGUGUCGGCUCCAGGUGACAGCAGCGUCUGUCCAAUGUGAUCAUGUUCGAGACUCGUGCUUGUGUCCAAUGUUUGGUGUUGAUGGUGCAGGUUUUACAGUGUAGCUUUUAUAUAAGAGGAAAUCGCUUCGCUGGAUGCUUUUAGUAGAAAUUGCUGUUUUCCACCGCGUGGUGGCUCAAUAUGUGCGAUAAUAUCUAUAGUCAAUGACGCCGAAAGUAUGUGCAAUAAUAAAUGAAACAAGCCA